Aplysia californica (California sea hare) is the source of this 840-nucleotide messenger RNA. RefSeq lists its product as uncharacterized. The record is from RefSeq and is a predicted model, not a curated record. NCBI's taxonomy places the organism in Eukaryota, Metazoa, Mollusca, Gastropoda, Aplysiida, Aplysiidae.
AGCAACCCCUCGCCCCAAAGAAACCCCACAAAAAAAUAAGAUAACAAAAACAACCCGGAAUUUCUAACAGCUUCUCACGACUUGUAAGGGCAGAUUCACUGCUCUACACACCCCCCCCCCCCCCCUGUGUCCUCGUUCUGAUUCCAUUGGGAUGUUUACUGUUUCUGGCGGCGGAGACGAGAAGCGAAUAAAGUAUCCCUUGGUCAUCGUCCGACCCUGCGUCUUACCAUUACCUCCCGGCGGCCAUACAUCUCCGUAAUCUUCUCUGUGUCGCCUCGUAGCGAUCACACAGCCGGAUAUCCCGGCCCGGGCUAGUCCCCUGAGGGACGCACGGAGCAGACAGUCUGAGACAGUCUCCAGCUAUAUUGACACAGACCUCGAGGAUGUCGUCUCGCCAGCCUCCUCACAGCCGCCACGUGUCCCAGCAGCAUCAGCAAAAUACCGCCCACCCGGCCCACCCAGACCACCGAGCCCACACUCCAAACACUCACCAGUCCGCUGUGACCCACUCUGCCCAUGACCCUCAUCAUCAGCGGCAGCUACUAACUCUACAAGAAGAGGAACAACAACCGCAACAACAUCACCAACAUCAUUUUCCAUACCCCCAGAAGCAACAGCAGCAGCAGCCCUCUCAGCAGCACCCUCACCACCACCCACACCCCAGACCCUCCCAGUCGUGUGCCCACCCCCCUCCCCCCGUGUGGCGCCACGGUGUGUCGGACAGCGGCCUUCACCCCACCAGCAGACGUGCCUAUCCCUACCCGGGUACCCGGUUCCGACGGAGCUCCAGGAGUAGGGUCCGCACACUCUCCACCCCCCUGUCGUGUGCUGCGGCCCCGG